AUGUUCCGUCGACGCCGGAGGGGCUCGUCACAUCAUCAGCAACCGCUGUCUUCCUCCUCUGCCCUAUCUGCCCAGUCCGCUGCCAGCCAUGCCUUCCUCAAAUCUAAUCCUUCCUCCUCAAGCCUCUCCGCCGCCGCCGCGGCGACUGCCCUUCGGACGCUGACCCCACCCCCGACGAACGUGGAAAAUGUACAGACGAAACGCACCCUCCAGCGCCAGUCUUCCUUCUCCCAGUACAGUCGCUCCAGCAGUCUGCGCCCCGCCAGUCGGAAUGACCUUCGUCGAAGCAAUAGCUCUAGUUCCAUGAGUACGCGGACCUUUCGGGAACAAUCGCCUCGACGUCCGGUCUCCAGCUCCGGAUCCCUAGAUAACAUGCCGCCUAUCCCUUCGAUCCCCAAGGAGUAUGCGCCGGCGCGGAGUACUCCAGUUCGGCGCUCAGUCAGCGUCGGGCCUUCCACGCGGUCCUCGCCUCCUGUGAAGUGUCCGUCCGGCCGCGGAGCGAGCAUGGAUCGAGAAAAUAUGCGGUGUGGGAGCCCGAGGCUGACCCCGGUGCCGGAGAUCCAACGCGCGGGAAGCAGAAAUUCCAUUAAUUUCUCCUAUCCGAUGAGCUCUCGCCCAACGUCCCCGUCCAUACCACCGGACGCCCUCGAUAUACCAGACACGUCGAUAGGUGCAUCGCUGGCGGACAAGCUGUCCACCCUAGCCACCUCCCAGCCCCAGAGCUCUCUCUCCCAAACUGCCAACACCUCAGCCCGGCAGAGGACUAGAAAUCCUAGCCCCGGCAGUCCUGGGAAGGCUGCCCCACCAGUCACCACCGCCGUCGCUGCGGCACAGGCGGCCAUUGUACCCCGGAGCGAUGAAGGGGCUUCGCCCCAGACCCCUUCGGCACCGCGAGAACCAGAUGUGCAGCUCCCAGCCCCGUUCCAGAUUGCGGGACAGCCAGAUCCAAGACAGCCCGUGUCUCGUCCAGCCUUUCUGAACCGGCCAUCGACCGUCCCGGAAGACCCCAAAGGUGAAGAGCGAGCCGAAGCGGGUGCUCCAGCAAAGAGUAAGGCGGCUCCCCCGUCGGGCAGUGUAAAGCCAGAGAACCCAUCGAGAGUCAAACCAUCACCAACGCCCGAAUCGGCGAGGGAACCGCAUGCGCAUCUAAGCUCCGUCGUUAGCUCCUCGGAAUCAAUGGGUUCUACAGAGCCAGGGCACGGGGUACCGCCGUCGCUCAUGCGGAAGCCAAGCAGCAGUCCCGGGAGCUCGGCUCGCUUUUCUACACAAUUGUCCGUUUCCGGUUUCCCGGGACGGUCAUUGCACAAGCCGCCGCCUCGAUCAGUGUCCCCAGCCAAAUCAGCGAUGAAGAGUCCGAGGAGCUCCCUGUCGCCCGACGGCAGAACUGCAGGUGUGUUGCGACCUGGCCCUCCGCUCAGCGAGAUCUCGGACGGGACCUCCUACGGAUCUGACGAUGGUUCCAAACCGGGAUUCCGAAAGAGGCACCCCAAGGUCAGUUUCGAUGACGAGGCGGAGAUCGUUGGAGUAGCGGCGAGCCCCCCGACAUCCCCCGAAGACGCUGUCCCUGACGCACCACUCCCCGGCUGCUCCAAGGCCAAAUCGAAGUCUGGUUGGUUUGGCCUCGGCAAGAGGAGGGCUCAUGCAUGGGAUAUUGUAGGGUCGGACGAGUUUGAUGCAGUACUCAAGCCCCGGCCUACACUUCCCUCGUUCGGUAGUAUACGAGGAGCUCGAGAAGGCGAGCAGGGGGAGCCAAGCUGGCAUGAACCAAGUGAUAAUGAAUCUACGACCUCAUCGGAGCCCAAUCUGGGGGCUCCAACAUGGUCUGCCUCGAAUGAUCAUGUCCUUGGAGCAAUCAUAUCCAAUGCGGAACCAAAGGAUACAACCGCGGGGCACACGAACGAUGACAGUGAAGCGGCGUCUCUUCCCACGAGUACCUCUGUGAGGGACACACCUUCAAAUCACUCAACCACGGAUCCAUCCAAUGGCAGAACCAUCGAUCCGGCUCGCCCCCAAGGAACAUCGGAUGCUCAUGGAAAAGCGACGGAUGGGCCAGCCGCCGAUCCGACCUCCCCUGUCCCCGGAAUCGCGGUUCAACCGGCGACGCCAGAAUUUGAGAACAAAAGGUCAAAUCUCGAGUGGUAUACUGUGCCAGGGGGAUUUCCACGAUCAUCGGUGGAGUCCAAGGGUUCCACCAGUCGCAGGAGCAAGAAAACUUCCAGCCAGACAGCUGGCAAUUCUACUGCAGUUACACCCGAGAGUGAUGGUGGCGAUGACGAAUCCGGUGGAAGUAUCUACAGUGAUGCCGAGGAGGAUCUAGAAGGGGAUGGAUUCGGGUCCAUCAACGCGAUCGUGGAUGGCAAAACCGAAGACAAACAGAUAGCAUCAAGCAGCCACAAUGGCGGUGCUGAUCGAUCAUCUAACAACACGCCGGAUAUUCCUAAAACCUGCCAGAUUGCUCGUGUGGAGAUCCCUGUACAACCAAUGUGUUCGCCGCCACCUCCACGGUCUCCUGCUUCUCCCAGAGAACCUCUACCGUUGUCUUCGCGCUCUCCUGUUUCCACGCCGCCUAGCGAUAUUACAACCGCUAGCAAGAUAGACGGAGUCCCCCACUCGUCUGCUACGAAUCGAACAAGACGGUCUAUGUCAGGUGAUGGCUACAAACCCCCUGUUACUCGUGAUGGAGUGGAACGAGUUGGGAAGGGCAUUCUGUUCCCCCGUACUGAGGACGGCGCACCUCAACCGCGGGUUAGGGCUGGACAGGAACAGGCCAAGAAGCGGCCAGUCUCGUGGGGUGGUGCCCUUUUGGAGGAACAGGCCGUAUCCGGUAAAGAGCAACAGGCCCAUGGAACACUUCCUUCUCAACCUCAGAGACGACUGUCCAAUGGCAGUGACUCAUCGAGCAGUUUCGUACGGACCUAUCGACCAACCCGCGCAAGCCCACAACACACCCUGCGACGGACCAUGCGAGGAGGAAGCCCUCCUCCUAGCGGACGAGCUGCCUCCCCGGUUCAACAGAAAUUCCCGCCCGCCGAAGUGCGACCUCGUUCGGCGGGUUCAAGUACCGGAGCUCUUCGCCCGACUUUGCGGGCCAGUGAACCCCGACGUGAGAAGCCGUCAUUCUUUUCCACGGGCAAAAUGCAACGAUCCACCGCACAGACGUGGAAAAGCCGCUUCGAGGAUUCUAGCGACGAAGAUGAGCAGGGAAUAGGCAAUCUUCGCCCGGUUCGCGGCAUCCCGCGACGUGCGGGCAAAUAUGAUGGGGAUUCGACCGAAUUGGAAGACAGCUCCGACAACGAACGGCAUCUACCCGCGGCCCGUACGGUGGUCCGUCAACCAGACCAACCUGGCUCACCCAGAAACAGUCCUGCGCUGGGCACAGUGGCCAACUCUCGUGGGAUGACCGAGAGGGAGGCGGAGGAGUUUCUCCGGCGGGCCCAUGGUGAGCGAAAACCGAGCCUGUUCCACCGCAUCGGCAUCCGACGACCCAAGCCACCGACCAAUCGCCCAGGGCCAGCCAAGCUAGGAAAGCCAGAUCCCAAGCCCAAGCGAGUACACGAGGAGCAGCCUCUUCCCUUGGAUCCAAAUCAGGGGAGCUUCGUAACGACCAUCACUGCGAACAAUUCAGUUUCUCCUGCAACUCCUCGGGUUCUCAAGAGAGGAACUCAUAAAUCCUCUGGCAGUGAGACCUGGCCACUCCGUACCAAUCCCCAGGAGCCGGGCAAUGGCAGCAAUAAUAUGUCCGGUCGACCUCAGACUGCAGAUGCAGCCGCUCAAAAUGGCAACGCGGACGUGGUCGACAAGGCAGCACCUGUCUUCAAGGAGAACGAGAUCCCAGUGGUCAAGAGUGACCGCCUAAUUGUCUCGGACGUUGGGUUCACACCCGGUCGAAAAAAGCGGUUCCCUAAAAUUCGCAAAGCGUUUGGCCUCUCGAGUUAG
This is a messenger RNA of Aspergillus tanneri, 3936 nucleotides long. RefSeq lists its product as uncharacterized. Bases 1 to 3936 code for a protein of 1311 amino acids. The record is from RefSeq and is a predicted model, not a curated record. The transcript has 2 exons. Lineage: Eukaryota; Fungi; Ascomycota; Eurotiomycetes; Eurotiales; Aspergillaceae.